Molecule: messenger RNA, 5820 nt
Organism: Plasmodium adleri (nom. inval.)
Lineage: Eukaryota; Apicomplexa; Aconoidasida; Haemosporida; Plasmodiidae
Source: the annotation of a RefSeq genome assembly
AAUAUAUUUGAUGUAUCUAUGAAUAGUUUUAUUUAUACAGCUGUUAAAAAUUUUCAAAAAAAAUAUAAAAUGGAUAAUAUCUUAGUAUCAUUACAAUCUUUAACAGAUGCCGAUUAUUUAGAACAACAACAAAAACAAACAGUUAAUAAUGAUUCUGAAAAAGUUAUUUGUGAUCAUACAACAUAUGUUAAUAAUACAUCUUCGAAAAAUUCUAUAAGUGAUUAUAAUAUAUGUGUCAAUAAGUCAACAAAUGAAUUAACAAGUUGUAAUAAUAAUAAUAAUAAUAAUAAUAAUAAAACAUUAGAAAAGUCAGAAAUAUCUGGAAAUGAAAUUAUAUGUCAGGAGAGCAUUCCAAAUAAUAAUAAAAUAAAUAAAAUGAACAACAGUACUAUUAAUAAUAAUAAUUAUAAUAAUAAGGUCAAUAGUAAUCUUUUUAGUAAUAACUAUUGUGUGAAAAAUAAUCCAAAUCAUGAAGAUUUUUUAAAUAAAGAAUUAAAUAAUUUCUUUAUUUCACAUAAUCAAAAUAAAGGUAAUAAACACUCCUUUAUUGAUAUUAUAUAUAAUGAUAUUAAUUUUGAUAAUAUAUAUACAGAUGAAAUAAUUAAUUCUUUGUUUUAUUUCUUUAAUAAUCCUUAUCUUAUUUUUACCUUUCAUAAAAAUGUGCUAUAUUAUAUUGAGAAAAAAAGUAGAGAUGCGAAUUUUUUUCAUUCUUAUAAAAAUGCCAUUGCUUUAAUUAAAUAUUUAAAUUAUUGUGUAACUAAGAUUUCUAUAAUUUUCCAUAUUUUUGUAAGCGCAGGAUUAUUCUUUAAUAAACAUAUUAUGUUAAUAGAAUCUAAUAAAUAUCUAAACUUUUAUAAACUAUUAAACUUUGAUAAUCUUCUUGUAGAUUCAGAUAUGUAUGAUCAAAAAAAGAAAAAAAAACAUAAUCCAUGCGAAUAUAAUAAUAAAAGGAAUAAUAGCAUAUAUAAUGUAUCAAAACGUCGUACCAAAAAAAAUGUGGAAUCAUUUGAUACUUUAAAUGAUAGUAGUUCAUAUAAUGAUGACAGUAUUAAUGAUAAUGAACUGGUAGUACAUAGUAAUCCAUUCGAUAAAAAGAAUUACGGAAAUUUAAAAGAUAAUAAAUUUUAUGAUUUUAAUAUUAUAAAAUAUUUAAUGAAAUAUAAAAAUGUUGUUAGUAAUUUAAAUCAGGAUCAUUUUAAUAAAAAGGAUUAUUCCAAUGAAAGUGAAGGAGAGGUUGAUAAUUUUAUUAAUUUAGGUCAUUCAAAUGUAAAUAGUAGAGGUAGUUACACAAGUAGUCAAUAUAAUAAAGGUGAUGUAACUAAUUCUUCUUAUGAUAAUUCUAAUUCAUAUUCUGAUGAGGAUUAUAGUAAUAGUGAUACAAGUAAAUUUGAAGAAAAUAGACAUAAUAAGCAUUCAUAUAAGAAUGAUAAAUAUAACAAAUCAAGUGAUGAUUAUGAAAAUGAUAGUAGUAGUUCAAAUAAUAAUAAUAAUACAUAUAGUGAUGAUAAUUUCAAUAGUUAUAAUACAAAUAGAAGAAAUACACAAAGAAAAAGUAAAAAGUUGAACAAGGAAAGGUUCGAAAAAAAGAAUAAAAAAAUAAAUGAAGAAGAUUCUACAAUGUCAGAUGAAUAUAAUAUGAAUAAUGGUUUAUAUUCAAAUGAGUAUACUAAUAGAAGUAUAUUUAAUGAUAUAUUACAUAAAGCAAAAAAACGAAAACGAUUUUAUGACUUAAUAAGUAAUAUAAAUAGAAUGAAAAAUACAUUUAAUGUUAAUAAUAUUAAUAAAAAUAAAAGUAUUGAUUUUAAUUAUAUAGAAAAUAUUGAUACUAUAUCAUAUUUUAUAAGUAUAUAUAAUUCAGAACAUAUUUUCCAAUUUGAUUAUUAUUUUUUAAAAUUUAUUGCAGAAAUAUGUACAACAUAUAAUAAUUAUAUUAAAUCAUAUUUAAUUAAUAUAAAUAAUAAUAGUAAUCUUAAAUAUAAAAGAGAAUAUUUAGAUAAAAUAAUAAAUCAAAUAGAAAAUUUUUUAAAUGAAGUAACUAAAUUAAUAUAUAUAUAUACAUGGUGUAUUUUAUAUAUAUUUGGUCAUUCCUAUUCUUAUGUAAAGUAUGCAAAAUAUUUUUAUCAGAAGAAAUCUUUUUUCUUAUUAGAUAAAAAACCACAUUUUAUAUUUAAUCAGUUUAGUUAUAUUACUCAAGAGUCUGAUAAUAUUUCAAAUAAUAAUAUAAAUGAAAAGAAUGAUAUAUAUAAAAACCAAAAUAAUAAUAAUAUAAAUAAUGAAGAAGAACAUUUUGAUUAUCGUAAACAUUUAUAUAAUAAUUAUAAUGAUGAUAUACCUAUGAACCAUUUUUUUAAUCCAAGUAAUAUUGUAGAAAAUUUAAAAUAUAAUUAUGAAUUAAAAAGAAAUACAUCAGAAUUUGAUAACUUUAAUUUUAAUAAUUUAAUACAUAUUUAUAAAAAUUCAUACUUUCAAAAUAUUGUUGAUAAAUUACAAUUGAAUUUAAAAUUUAUUGAUAAUAUUUUAUUUACUUUAGAUAAUAUAUUAAAAAAUAAAAAAACUAAAAAAAAAAAAUUUCUUAAUUAUUUAUGUGUAAAAGAUCAAAAGUUAGAUGAUAUAUGUAACUCUAUAGAUAAUCUAAAAAGAAAUAUAAAUAAAUAUAGAAAAACAUUUCAUUAUUGUUUGAAUUUUAAUAAUAUAAAAAAUGUUAUUAUGCUUACUUUAGAAGAAAUGAGUAUGAGUUCUGAUAAAUUAGAAUUAAAUAAAUUAUUAAAUGAGUAUUUAAAUAAACUAGAAAGUAGAGGACAAUUAAAAAAAAGACAAAAAAAAAUAAAUAUCAAAAUUAUUGAUAAUAAUAUUAUUCUUGAUACAAAUAAUAUAAAAAAAGAAAGAGAAAGAGAAAAACGAAAAAGUGUAGAAAAUUUUUUAAAUAAAAAAAAAUUUCUUAAAUCAUAUAUGGAUAUGAAUGAUAUAUCAAAUCAUUUAAUAGAUAAAAGAAGAAAUAAAAGUAUUAAAAUGGGAACAACAAACACAAAAAACCAUAGAAAAACUAGUAGUAAUGUAACUAAUAGGAAUCGUAGUCGUAGUAUAUUAUCUAGUUCAUUUUUAGAAAAAAAAGAAACAAACAAAAAAUUUUCAAUGAAAAGUCAAAAGAAAUAUAGUGAACAUGUGAACACUAAUAGGUCUUAUAUAAAAAACGGUUCACAUACAAAUAAUAAAUUAAGUAUUUGUAUGGAUAAUAAUAAAAAUGAUGAUAUAAAUAAAAGCUUUAUCAUAAAUGAUAAUACAAAUCGUGCUUCCAUAACUAAUAAUAGUUAUUAUCAUAAGAAUAAUAGAAAAUAUGAACAUAUUUUAAAUGAUAAAAAUGAUAUGUUAGAAAGAUUAAGUAGGAGAAGUCAUAAUUAUUAUUCAAGUAGUGAUGAUAACAAAAGUGAUAAUUAUAAUAUAAAUGAUAAUAGUGAUUAUCAUUAUAAUGAUACAGAUACGGAUGAAGAUAAUGAGAAUUCUAGUGAUAAUUACAAAAAAGGUGGUGAUCCAAAUGGUAACAAAUUAAAUAAUAAUAAUAAUAAGAAGAAGAAACAAAUGAAUGAACUCAUUUUUAAUAGUGAAUAUCAUACAGAAAGAUUAAUAUUUUUUUUCAAUUUAUUAAAUGGAAAUAAUUUAUUUUAUUAUUUAUCAUUACAUUAUUUAGUCAAGAAUGAAAAGAUUAUGGAAAUAUUACAUUUUUUACCAUUAAAAUAUUUAUUGGACUUAUUAAUAUUAUAUGAUUUAAAAGAUUAUAUUAAAUUUAAAACUAUCAUUAGAGUGUUCAGAAUUAUUUAUGAAUUUCAAGAUUUUUCUCCAAUUUUAAGAGAAGAUAUAUUUUUUAAUAAAAAUAAUUAUUGUUUAGAAAAUGCAGAUUUUAUGAAUUAUGAAUUUUGGUGUACAUUUUUAACAGUAAAUAAAAAAGACCUUUCUCCCAAAAAAGCUUAUGAUGAUGAUAAUUAUAAUAGUAUUUUUAUGGCUCUUAAACAAACAGCUAUAAUAUAUAAUAAUAUGAAUGAUAAAAAAGAAGACGAUUUUGAGGAAUUAAAAAAAAGAGAUGAUUAUUCAAAUGAUGAUGAUAAUAAUGAUCAUAAUAAUAAUAGUAAUUAUUAUAAUGAUGAGAAAUAUCUCCAUAUGGAUCAUAAUUCUCAUGAUGUAAAGAAACAUGGAUUUUUUGUAGAUUUAAUAAAAAGAGUAUUUUCUUUAUUUAAUUUUUCAAAUACAUUAAAAAGCUAUCCUGUUUUAUUAAAAGAAUUGUUACAAAAAUUAUUAAUAAAUAUUAUUGGAAAACAUAGCUGUAUAAAUGAUAAUAAAAAUUAUAAAGGUUAUAAUAGUAUCAAAUAUUAUGCUUUAAAAUUUGUAUAUAAUAAUUUAAAAAAUUUAACAUUCGAAUGUAAUACUUCUUCAUAUUAUAGUUAUACUAUAAACAAUCAAACAGAAUUAUAUAAUAUUAGUAUACAUAAUUUUAUAUUAUAUCAUAUAUAUGAAUUAGGUAUGAGAACGAAAGAACUUAUUAUAAAAAGUUCAUGUUUUAAAUUAAUAAAAUAUUUAUUAACUGAAUAUUAUUAUUAUCCAGAUAUAUUUAAUGAAAAAUGUCAUGAAUUAAUUAAUUCAGAUAUUAAAAUAAAUAAAUUUUAUAUUAAAAAUGUUAUAUUAGAUUUUGUCUCAUUCAAUAUUAUGAUAUGUCAUCUUCAAAGAGAGUUAACAUCAGAUUUGAAUGUAUUAAAUAAUUUAGAUUUAUUUAAUUAUUCUAUAAAAUCUAUAGCAAAUUAUUUAAUAGGUUAUAAAAAUAAUUCUUUCUUUUUCUUGAUUGAUAAAAAAAUGGUAAAAACAUUAUUAAUCAAAUUAACAUUUAUGAUGCCUUUUAUAUAUAAAUUAAAAAUACCUGCAUGUGUUAUUAGACUUUAUAUACGUGUUAUUAAAUCUUUGGAUAAAGAAAUUUUAGAUACUAUACACAAUUCAAACAAAAUAGAUCUCAUAUAUGAUAGUUUGUUUUAUAUUAUUGUAAGUCACUUUAUAUAUUUCUUUUUAAAUAUGAACAUUGAACUCGAUGAGGAAGCAUCCAAUAUUUUAUCAUGUAAUAAUUAUAAUAAAGGUGCCUUCCCAAAAAAAUUUGAAAAAAAUGACAAUUAUAUUAAAAUUACGAAUGACACAUCUGAGGAAAAAGAAAAUGGAAAUUCACAAGAGGAUGAAGAGCAACUUUCUUGUAGAAAUAUUAAUUCAUUUGAAAAAAGUAUUGAUGACGAAGAAGAUAAAGAUAAUAAGAAGAAAGGAAAAGGUAAAUUUUUAUGUAUUGACGAUGAGUUCAAUUUUGAGAAGAACGAGCAAAGUGAAAUGGAUCAAGAAAACGAAAGAGAUGAACCCACUGCAGAACAUAAAAGUGAAGAUAGUAGAAGUGAUAAUGAUGAUAGUCAAAACAGUGACUAUAGUAAUGAUAGUAAUGAUAGUAAUGAUAGUAAUGAUAGUAAUGAUAGUAAUGAUAGUAAUAAUAGUAAUAAUAGUAACAAUAGUAAUAAUAGUAAUAAUAAUAGUAGCAAUUCAAACAGCCACAAUGAAGAUUUAUCGAAAAAUCAAAUAAAUGAUGAUAUAAGUGCAAAAAAUUUUAAUAAAUUAUCAGAUGUAUUAUAUAUAAGAAAAAUAAUAAAUGAAAACAGUAAUUUUAAUUUAGAAAAUAAUUAUUUUAUAAAUUAUUCAUUAUAUAUUCUUCAUAAAGAACAUUAUUCUAUAUAUGUAUUCUUCUCAACGUUUUUUAAAAAUGCCUUAAAAGAAUACAAUGAAAUAUGUAAAAGUCAAAAAGUUUAA